Closterium sp. Naga37s-1 is the source of this 2616-nucleotide messenger RNA. The record is from the annotation of a GenBank genome assembly. Lineage: Eukaryota; Viridiplantae; Streptophyta; Zygnematophyceae; Desmidiales; Closteriaceae.
CAGGAGCGGAAGGAGCAGAAGGAGCAGCAGGAGCAGCAGGAGCAGCAGCAGUCGGGCAUGUCUGUGUGCGAGCUAGUCGCUCUGCUACAGAGGCGAGCCAAACGUGCGGAGAAGCAGGCAGAGCGAAGGAUAGCAGUGCAUGCAGCACAGGCAACACCCGCAGCACUCGCAGCACCGGCAGCACGGGCAACACCUGCAGCACACACAGCACACGAAACGCUGAUUCUUACAAAGGGACUCCUCUCCCAAGAGCAGAAGGAGCAGAAGGAGCAGAAGGAGCAGAAGGAGCAGAAGGAGCAGAAGGAGCAGAAGGACCCAGCAGGUGGGGCAGCGGUGCUAGUCGGGGCAGCUGGGGACCAGUUGGUGAGGCGGAAUGUGGUGGAGAGAGGUUCAGAGGGAGACAGAGGCGGGAAGAGGGGGGGUGGAGGAAGAGAGGGGGGUGAUAUCGGUCGAGGGAAGGUGGGGGGUGAAAGGGUGGGUGGUGGGAGUGUGGCUGGUGGGAGGGCGGGUGGUGGAAGGCAAGGGGUGGGGAUGAUGCGGGGAGGAGGGGGAGUGGAGAAGGGUUGUGUGCGGCGAGUGGUGUUCUGGGGAGAGAAUGGUGUGGGCAGAAGGGGUCGGCUGGGGGGGUUAGUGAAGGGAUGGGUGGUGGAGGGCGGUGGGGAUGGGUGGGGAGGGGGAGGGAGAGGUGGAGGAAGGGGAGUGCGUGGUGGAGGGAUGAGAGUGGGAGUUGCUAUAGGGGGAGGAGAUGGGAGUGCGAAGGGUGGUGGAAGGAGAAGGGAGGCGGAUGCGAGGUAUUCCGCUCUUUCAGAAGAAGAGACCGGAUCAGGUGGGGAGGGAAGCAAUGGGGAGCGCAGGCAGAACGGAAAGGCAUCAGGGGAAGUCUCUGAGGCGGUGUGGGUGCGGAGCGGUAGAGGGGAGGAGCAGGUGACGUUUGAGGCGACUCAGAAGCCUGGGGUGCUAUUGGGCGAAGGAGUAUUGAGAGAGAGGAGCAAGGGGAGAGGUGAGCCGGAAGGGGCUGAGACUGAUGCCGAUUUUACUCAAAGAGCGGCGCAGGCUGGAGAAGGAGGAGGAGGAGGAGGAGGAGGAGCAGGAGUAGCUGUGGAGCACAUGUGCAGUGACGAGGAGGUGAGGAGAGGGGUGGAGGAGCUGAUAGGAGACGUGGUGGGGUGGGUGUGGCGCGAGAGAGAGGCAGAGGAGGCUGGUUGUGUGCGUGGGGAGGGGCUGGGACACUGGGAGGGUGUGCCGCAAGGUGAGAGUGUGCGGCAUGUGAGAGAAGAUGGAGGAGCAGAGUGGUUGGAGGGAGGUGGCGAGGAGGGUGAGGAGAGGGAGCAGGUAGUGGUGGUGGCGGGUGUAGGAGAGAGAGAGAGAGUACUGGGUUGGGGAUUGGAGGGAGGGGAAGGGGAGUGGGGAGAUGAAGAGGUAGUGGGGGUGGGUGAGGACAGUAGCUGCAGUGGAGAAGAGUGGGAGACGGAUUGCAGUGAGGAAGAGGGAGGAGAGAGAGAGGAGUGGGAGGAAAGGGAGGAGUGGGAGGAGUGGGAAGGGGAGGGGGAGUGGAAGGAGGGAGAGGAAGAAGAGAGGGAUCAGGAUGAGGAGGUUCUGGUGGGAGAGGAGAGUGGGGAAGGUAAGCUCAUGCCUGGUGCGAUUGCCGGAUUUGUGGAGGAGGAACGGGGAUGGAGGGAUACUGGAAAGGGGGAGGCAGAAUUGACCGGCCUGAAUGGGAGUUUAUCAGCAGGCAGCGCGGACUGGGUACUGUUGGAAGCAGCGCCAGAGGAGGCAGCGGCAGCAACAGCAGAGACAGCGGAGUCAGCAGCAGGGUUGGGUCACGGUCACGAGGGCGUGGCAGCAGUGGGGGAUGAGAGGAAGGUGCGGAUGAGGAUGCAGCAGGUGGAAGGUGGAGAGGCGGAGCCUGAUCAAGCAGGUCUCAGAGAGGUUGGUGAAAAGAAAGCCUCGGGUCAAUAUGUCGGGUUCAUGGACGUGCCUAUUGUUGGGUUCAUGGACGUGCCUAAUGUUGGGGUUGUGACUCUUUUGGGUGGCGUUGAAGCUACUCAAGAUACUCAUUCGGAUGACCACAUUCACCCGGUUCCUGCCACCGCCUCUGCAACGCACCGUGCUGACCCCAGCCGCAGCAGUUUGCAACAGACAGGAGCGACGCCGCUGCUGCUGCCGGUGGAAGGUGCGCCAGUGGCUGCACAGCUGUCAGUAUCGGGCGCUCUCGGUGCGCUUGGUGUGCUACUGAGGGGAACAAGCACUCCAGUGCUCCUGGAGGGUGCUGCUGCGUCGCUGGAAGCUGCGCCUGCGCCUGUGGCUGCACGGCUGUCUGAUGCUCUUGGUGCUCUCGGUGCGAGUGGUGUGUUCCUGAGAGGAGCCAGCAGCGCUCCAGUCCUCCUGGAGGGUGCUGCUGCGUCUAGCGACCAGAGCGGGUCGCAGGAGAGAGUGCUACGGCUGCCGACCACCAGCAGGCCUCUCCUUGCGCGUGUGACGGCCACGUUCAGCCGCCGUGCGUCUGCCACAAAGCCUAUGCGCCCCUCGGGGUUAGAUCGCACUGUGGACACUAUGAUCACCUGGUGUGUGGGCACGAGACAGGCAUGGGGGAUGGGCGGAUGGAUUGUGGCGUAG